ACGGCGAUGUGUCCAUACCUAAGCAUGUCAUGACAACACAUGAACCUUCAUUCCAUACAACCAAGGACAAACAGAACAGCUUGGUCUAUAAGAAUGAACCGGACACUGCAGCUACCACUGAGCACAAUGAGUCAGAUGUGGCUGGGAUAGCAAAAGUGGCGCAAUUGGGCCACGCAACAAUGCGCAAUGUCACGACUGAUGCAGUGACAAGUGUUAGUUGCCUGGAAUACAUGGAGCGAAAAGUAGGUAGGACCGACCAACUCAACUCGAUCGUCAAAGAUAAAAAACGUGACACAAACUCUGUGACACAUGUGGACAAAGACGCAGCAGGUGUCAGUGAUGUUACCAAGCACUUUGCUACACAGACAACAGCAACAAUAUCCGCAAGUGAGAGCGACGACGAAGACAGGGCUAGUGUUGCACUUGAGAACAGUGACAGCAGUGAGCAAGGUAUUCUGAAGCAGCCAAAUAAACUGAAACAGCUCAAGACCACAACUUUGCCGGAGGAUGUUGUGCAAGAUAAACACAUAACUGGCCACUUGGAAGAAAGCUGCAGUGACUUUACAAGUCACAUUAUUGAAGGAGCCGCCACUGACCAGUUGAAGUUGCAGGAAUGUGAUAAAAGUGAAGUGGAGAACAAACAAAAAGACAAAAAGAUCAGACAGCUCAACGAAAGUGACACUCCGGUAAUGCAAGCACACGACGCAGCCACACCAGAAAAGCCAGUGACGACUACAUCAGAAAACGAUAACUGUGAGGUGACUGGAUUUGACAAGGUACAGAAAGCAAGGAAAUCAUCAGGGGAACCCAAUGUCAGAAAGCCAGAGAAUGAAAGCGCAAGCACAAGUUACGACAGAUGCAAAGUUGUUUCAAAGUCAUCACUACCCAGAGCAACAGAAAAUAUACAACCUGAAAAGUCAGAUCACACAAACGCCAAGAACAAGAAGCAAGAACCCGAGUUGAACUCUCAUGAUGCACCCACAGGGCGCAAACAAUGCAGACGUGCCGAAGGCAGAGACGUCAAGACAAAGCUGUCACUCAGUUACCUAAUUGAAAAGAUGGCUAAAAACUAUUCUGAAUACCCAGCAGAUGACAGCAAUAAGGGUGAAAAAUUAGAGAGCAAGCAAGAACCUUUUUCAGUUCUGCAAUAUGCCACAAUGCCAGCAGCAAACAAAAGUGAUGCCGAAAGUGAGAAUGAUGUUCAGAAGAAUAUUGCAGUGGUCUCCUGUGCUGAAAAAGGGCACAAGAUAUGGAAGAAGGCCCUCGAUGAUGAAUGGGGUCCUGAUGCUGGUGAUAAAAGUGACAAACUGGACGAUAGGCAAAGACCUACCUCACUUUCACAAAAUGCCGCAGUGUUAGUAAUGUCAAACAAAAGUGACGCUUCAGCUGUCACUGGACUUCAUGAAGGGCACAAGACCUGCAAGGAGCCGCUCACUGACAAAACCCUUGCAGAUGUCGGAAACAAGAGUAACAUAAAAGGGGACAACAGGCAAAGACCUGCUUCGGUCUGGCAACAUACAACAGCAAGCAAAUUGGGCAAAAAGAGUACAACUGAUGAGAAUGAUGUUCAGAAGGAUGUCACAGUGGUCUGUACUGAUGACAAAGGACACAAGGUAUGCAAAACGCCACAGACUGACAAAUGCCAUGCGGACACUGGCAGCACUGACAAACCGAACAGGCAAAGACCUGCUUCACUUAAUAAAGGUGUUGACAAAAGCGAGAACAAUGUUCACAGAAAUGCUGCAGUUGUCUCUCGACCUCACAAAAUGUGCAAAAAGCCAUUCACUGACAAAUGCCCUAUAGACGUUGACAACAAGAGCAAAAAACUGAAGAAUGGGCAGACUGCUUCGAUCUCACAACAUACGACAAUGUCAACACCAAAACCAGCUGAUGACAAAAGAGGAAACAAUGUUCAGGAGAAUGCCAAAACAGCUGUUGAAGCUCACAAAGGCUGCAACAUACAUAAAGAGCCACCACAGCAGUCUUUAGACAUUGAUAAGAAGGACAGUAACAUAACAGAAGCGGUGACCAAAAGCAUUAUUGAAAAAGAUGACAUAGGAAAUGCAGCCACAGCAUGUGAAAAGCGAAAAGAACAAAAGAAAAUACAUGAAAAACGACAAGUGAGGCAAAGUGACGGCAAGAAUAAAUCUGGACAAGCCAUGGCAAGUGAAAGGUGCAUGGUAAGCACUAGCAAUACUAGGAUGGACUUUGCGCCUCACUCCGCAGCACGUAAAAAGAGCAUCGAAACAGCAGGAAAGGAUGAAAUGGGCUGCAGUAUGAUGAUAGGACCAGCAGCUGACAUUGUUCACACGCGCACACGCACAAAAAAGGAUGCUAAGGGCAGUGAGACACCAGGCCAAGCGGCCAUUGCAUACCCCACACAACAUAUCAGUAAGGAUGCAGUUGCCAGUCCAGCAGGGCUUGAAGAGUUAAAAAACACUGGCAAAGUACUGCAAGAGGACACAACAGGCAGUGACACUAACACCAAGAUGAUGGUGAGCAAAAGUUUUGCUGAAGGUAGCAAGAAGGCUACAACCGCUACUGCGGAAAGUCAAUGGGAAAGGAAACUACGGGGAAGGACUGUCACAGGUUGUCCAACGACCAGGGUGAAAGUCUCAGCUGCAAAGGCCACACAAGAGGCAGCAGCUACAAAAUGCUACGAUAACACUGAGGCCAUUUCUGACAAAGAAAAUAGCAAGCAUCCCUGCAGUCCUCCCAGAGAAUAUGCCGCACAUACGAAGUUGGGAGACAAUGCACUGUCUAAAGAUUGUUUCAAAACUCCGAAGUCUGUAAAAUCAGUUGAACUGAUAUGCCCACAAACACCACUGAAGUGCAGAAGUCUCAGGCAAAAGAAUCUGAGAACGCCAGUCCUUGGAAAUGGUGACGCCCUUUUAGAUGAGCAACAGAGUGAUCCAGAAACUCCACUAGGCUUUAAAGCCAAGUGCACAAAACAACUUGCAAAAAGGCCACUGGGAGUGAAAAAAGAGUUCAGAGCCAGGUACAAAAUAUGUACAGUGAACAUAACCAACAAGUUCAAGGAAAGAGCGAGGCAUGGAUGGAGAUUGAGACUGAAAAUGAAGAAGGACAACAGAAUGAUCCGAGAAGUGUGAAAUGGCAGGAACUCACUCGGAGUUCCAAACCCAGUCCCAAACAACCUGCAACAUCUACUUGCAUCCAUGAUAACGUUGUGCUGGACAAAUGUCAACAACCCGCAGUAAACAUCUUCAGUCAAGACAAAGGCAGCAGUGUGAAUAUAGUGCAACUUUCGCAGUCUAUGAAAGGAGAUGCCACGAAUGAUAAGCACCAGCAAAGUGACACUAACGGAGACAUUGAGAUGACUCAGACAAGAAGCUCAGGACGACCUUUGUGGAUUGACCCAGUACCCCACCCAACAUUCAGAAACACAUAAGGCAGUUCAGAAUCUGUCCCCAACCUUACAUAUGCAAGAGGGCAGCGGAAGUGAAAUGGAACUAGAGGAGGAUGAAGAUGCACAUUGCUUCACACAAACGUUGAGUCGGAUGCAAGCCUGCAGUCUUUACUCGCAAAAUGAAGCCAGAGCACCCACCACUGCAACCACUGCAACAGGAGGUGUUCUUGGAAGAGAACUAAAUGUUGCAUCAGCUCCAAAAGGUGGGAGACAAACAGCAAAAAGAUCUUAUCAGGGGCUAAGUGAAAAUGAAGAACAGAUAAGAAAACACAAGGUGCCAAAUGAAGAAAAUGACCCAAGAAACAUAGUAGACAAUUUGGAUGUAGAACUUGAAGCCGGUGAUGACGAAGAUGGAUCUUCCGUUUUAUUCAACCUUGAUGAUGACGACGAGGCAGCUGCAUCUGAUGGAUCGCACAGCUUUUUCAAAAUGAAGCUCACUGCAACUCCGCUUAACUUUCUGAAAAGCCCUGCGUACAGAAAUGAUUCAGAGUCUGAAGAAGAACUGUUCCCAUGGCUCGCAGACAAUCUUGAGCCCGAGACAAACAAGAGAAAAUGCGAACCGUCAUCUCGGGACAGCCUUCGUGAAAGUGGCACUAACAGACCACAUGUUAAGCGGCUGCGUUUUCAGCUGGACGAUUCUGGGAGACCUGCCAAGAGAGAGAGAGUCAGUACAGCUACCUCAUUCACUACCAAGAUGUAUGGGAAACGACAGCACACUUUUCCCAUCCAUUCCUAUGCACAAAAACACGACGAUACCGACCACUCAUCGGUGCAUGGUAAUCUCCCGCCACUCCUGUCUCGUCGAGAAGCAGAGUUCUUCGCAUCUGACGAUGAUGAAGACCUUGGUCAUGUUGCUGAUGGCAACUAUGAAGUUUGAAAGCAUUAACAGCUGGGUUCUCCAAGAAUUUACCUUUGUUGUGCCAAAGUUGACACAGAGUUUGUUGCAGUGUUCUCAAGAGUGAAGAACAAGAAGCUAUAAAUUUAACGCAUAUAUAAAAACCAGUGGGGCUAUCGCUCCUUUAUUGUCAGAGUCUUCUUCGGGUAAAGUUUGAGUUGUUCCAGAGUCUGUUUUGGGUUUACGGUUGCAAGCUGUAAAGUGAAAUAAAGUUCCGUUAAUGUUUCAGCCAA
This is a messenger RNA of Rhipicephalus sanguineus (brown dog tick), 4555 nucleotides long. RefSeq lists its product as uncharacterized. The transcript is spliced from 2 exons. Bases 30 to 3110 code for a protein of 1026 amino acids. NCBI's taxonomy places the organism in Eukaryota, Metazoa, Arthropoda, Arachnida, Ixodida, Ixodidae. The record is from RefSeq and is a predicted model, not a curated record.